AUGGAAUUAUCUGAAGCAAUAGAACUACAACGAAUCGACGAUGUUUAUUUAAUAAGGGGUCCGAGACGUCCACAAAUAGGUUCACUCGCUUUAAUCGGUCAUCAUUUGAUUUUUUCACCACUUUCAGCACCAUCUGCAACAAAAUCCAACAGUCAUCAUCCUGAUGAGCUUUGGCUUUUGCAUCGAGCAGUCGAUCGUGUCACUGUGGAAAAUUUAAGUAAGGAAAAUCCUUCAAAAGGUGGCAGUCUUAUUUUAAAAUGUAAAAAUUUUAUGAUUUGUAUUUUCGAAAUUAAUAAUAUCGAUAGUUGUAUGGCAGUCGCACGCUCAAUUGGUAAACUUUCUAAUUUAAGUGGUAUCCAACAUGAAUAUCCUUUUUAUUAUCGGUGCCCAUUCACAGUACUUGAUAAUGGUUGGACAGCAUUUGACACUGAGCAAGAAUAUGCCAAGUUAAUGAUACGAUGCCAAGAGGGUUGGCGUAUCAGUAGUGUUAAUGCGAAAUACAGGGUAUUAUUUUUAUUUUUGCAUAGCUGUAGUUUGUUGGAGAAACUUUUUUAUCCAGAAACCCCAGGAAUUGGUGAUGAUUACUUACGUAUAUCUGCAACAUUUCGAGAUGGUGGACGAUUUCCAGUUUUGAGUUAUUAUCAUCACGAAACAAAGUCAUGCAUAAUGCGUUGUGGACAGCCUCUAAUUGGACCAGCGAAUCGAAGGUGCAAAGAAGAUGAAUCAAUCCUCAAUGCCGUUCUUUCUUCAACGAGUAAAGGAAUUAUACUAGAUACUCGAUCCAAACAGAUUGCUUCUAGUUCCAAAAAUAAAGGAGGUGGUUGUGAGCCGCAAGUAUAUUAUUCUCAAUGGAAAUAUGUGAAUAGUGCAGUUCCUCGUAUAAAAGAAAUUCGCGAUGCAUUAAGCAAGCUUAUGGAAUUGUGUGAUGAUUCGCCCCAGUCCGUCGAUCGUUGGCUUUCUAAACUCGGUUCAUGUGGAUGGCUUCAAGCUGUUGCAGAUACACUAACGUCAGCUGCAACGGUGGCUCAAUGUAUUCAUUGUGGGAAAAAUUUAGAAGUGCCUGUUGUCGUUCACGGAGGUGAAGGAACGGAUUCUACUCUUCUUGUCACUUCAAUUUCACAGUUGCUUCUCGAUUCUGAUGCACGCACUAUUAGAGGAUUUCAAUCACUCAUUGAACGUGAAUGGAUCAGUGCUGGUCAUCCCUUCCAACUUCGUUGUGCACAUUCGGCUUAUGCAAGUGGUAGUGUCACAGGACCUUAUGAAUCUCCGGUUUUUCUUCUUUUUUUGGAUUGUAUUUGGCAGGUUUAUCAACAAUUUCCUUGUUCUUUCGAAUUCACAGAAGAAUUUCUAAUAUUUCUUUUUGAACAUGCUUAUGCUUCCGAAUUCGGUUCAUUUCUAGGAAAUAAUGAGAAAGAUAAGCAACAAUUUGAAAUUAAAAUUCGCACUUGUUCAUUAUGGUCCUAUGUGAAUAAUCCUGAAAUUUUACGUGGGUAUGUUAAUGCUCUCUAUGAGCCAAAUCAAUCAGUUUUGUGGCCAAGCGUAGCACCGCAAAGCAUUGUAUUAUGGGAACGUUUAUAUCUUCGAUGGCAACGAGACUGGAAGCAAAUGGAUGGUGUGAAACAAACUAUAAUGCAGUGGAAAAAUAAAGAAAAGGAAUUGCAAUCGAAAGUUUUGGUUUUAAGACGGCAAAUUAUUGAGCUUUCAAAAAGCAUAAACGUGCAAGAAUAA
Molecule: messenger RNA, 1728 nt
Organism: Dracunculus medinensis (Guinea worm)
Lineage: Eukaryota; Metazoa; Nematoda; Chromadorea; Rhabditida; Dracunculidae
Source: the annotation of a GenBank genome assembly